Vigna unguiculata (cowpea) is the source of this 703-nucleotide messenger RNA. RefSeq lists its product as uncharacterized. The record is from RefSeq and is a predicted model, not a curated record. Lineage: Eukaryota; Viridiplantae; Streptophyta; Magnoliopsida; Fabales; Fabaceae.
AUUAAUGCAAUCAUCAAAAGCGGUUACACGUGACAAAACACAAUCAAAUUUCUAACCUUUGACCUUAAGGUGUAGUUGAUUUCUGAUAAACCACCUGCAAAAGCUUUCUAUCAGUAUAAAAACCCUUGAAUCGGCCCCUUGGGAAACACUUGUAGAUCUUAUCUUUUCCUUUACCCCAAUCAAAAUCAUUGUGAAGCGAUUCGUAAAAGUCGAGAAAUGGAUGGGAACAACUACAAUUCCUGGGCUGAUCAAUGGGACGAUGGUCCUGAUCCUGUGACGGUUGGUUCCGGCAAUAAAAACAGCAGCAACAACAGCACCAAAUACAAGCAAAAGCUCGGAGAGGGUUUUGGCAAGACCAAAGCAGUGGCCUCCACCGGUGUGAAGAAGUUGAAGGAUGGUACUUCCGUUGGCCUUCAAUGGAUCAAGACCAAGUAUUCCAAAGCCACGCACAAACAUUAAUUUCAAUACUCUCUCUUCUUCUGCAUUUCUAGAUUCAUUUUUUCUUUCUCUUUAAUGCUUUCUGUGUCUUCAAUUUCAUCCUUCGUGUAUUCGUUUAUUCUUCGUAGUUUGUAGUUAAGUAUGAUCCAUGUACAUAUGUUUCUGUAUCAGUUUCCAUGCUUGUUAAUUAUGCUAAUGAUAUGUGUUAGUCUAUCUGUACUUUAUACCUGGCAGUUUAUGGGAAAGAAUAGUUUAUUUAUUAUAA